CCGUCUUUUUCCUAUCUGCUCCGUAACCGGUAUCCAACUUUAUUAGUCGAACAUCGGGAUUACAACUACUAGGCCAGUUACCUUAAGUUAAGAGGUUACUAGGAGCCCUCGUAAGUAUUAUUUUUGUUAAUAUUGUUGUUUCGUCUCUUAUCAGCGAUCGCAAUGCAUGGUAUAUUCCGCGACGCCCGUGUUGCUUCGCGCUAAGGUUGAUGAGUUGUCUUAGUCUUUUGAGCUUCUGUUUCGAUUCGUCAGAGAUAAUCGUUUGUGCAUGCUUGCACAAGUUCGACUACCGAAUCUCUACCAACACACCUACCUACCCUCCGCACUCUAUUCUCAACGACCUACCUAAUGUUAGGUUUAUUUAGAUUGAGGUGUCCCUCUUUGAUUUUGAUGUUGUCUAGGCACUGCUACGCACCCGUUACUUCAAAGCCCCUCUCCAGAUAUAUUAAUUCCGUAGCUCCCUUUGCACAUUUCUACUGCAACGUCUCUCUACCUGUCUCGUGUCGAUAUCCCAAGCUUACCGAAGCUACACAUCUUCGCUUUUUGUGUGUGGGUCCCGCUGGACGGUAUGCACGUAUUUUCGAUCCGAGAGCAAAUCGGAAACCCGAAAACCAUUCUUCAUCAUCAUUUGUUUGCGACUCGGUCGAAUUUAGCUUGCUUGCUUACCUGGUACCUAGGUUCGAGUCUGGAGUCUGACGCUCGCUUCAAUGCUCACUUUAAGGUCCUGUUCCUGACUUACCUGAUGGAAGGUAAAAUUGAAAUAAUGACAAACUGCUUCAUACAUAGUACAUAGGUAGAAUAUAGAAUAUCGAACAAGCUAGACAAAAGCAAAACUACCUAACCUAACCUAACCUAAUGACUCAGACCUCUACCCAACUAUGUAUAAAUCAUGUAAGUUAGGUAGAUU
Messenger RNA from Daldinia caldariorum, 907 nucleotides. RefSeq lists its product as uncharacterized. The coding region runs from base 349 to 696 and encodes 115 amino acids. The transcript has a single exon. Lineage: Eukaryota; Fungi; Ascomycota; Sordariomycetes; Xylariales; Hypoxylaceae. The record is from RefSeq and is a predicted model, not a curated record.